Molecule: messenger RNA, 1827 nt
Organism: Botrytis byssoidea
Lineage: Eukaryota; Fungi; Ascomycota; Leotiomycetes; Helotiales; Sclerotiniaceae
Exons: 3
Coding region: 1-1827 (608 amino acids)
Biological process (GO): actin filament depolymerization; positive regulation of actin filament depolymerization
Cellular component (GO): cortical actin cytoskeleton
Molecular function (GO): actin filament binding
Source: RefSeq, a predicted model, not a curated record
AUGUCUAUCACUAUUGACAAAAUCCUUGCUGCUUCCCCAGACACUCAACGUGGUCGUCCGACACAGCUAAGUUGUGAUCCAAAGGGGGAGCGUAUUGCUUAUGCCUCUGGUAAAUCAGUUUUCGUUCGUAAUAUCGAUGAUCCUUCAUUAAGUAAACAAUUCACAAAUCACACAACUCAAACCACCGUUGCUCGAUUCUCUCCUUCCGGUUACUAUAUUGCUAGUGGUGAUGUCUCUGGAAGCGUCAAGGUCUGGGACUCGAUAGAAGGAGUCAACGUCAAGGGAGAUUAUCAUAUUAUAAAUGGCAGAAUUAAUGAUAUUGCUUGGGAUGGAGAUUCUCAACGUAUCAUUGCAGUGGGAGAUGGUCGAGAACGAUUUGGAGCUUGUAUAACUGCGGAUAGUGGAAACACUGUGGGAGAAAUUGUUGGACAUACUUCGGUUAUCAAUUCAGUUGCAAUUCGUCAGCAAAGACCACUCAGGGCAGCUACUGGGUCUGAUGAUAUGAGCAUGGUGUUCCUCCAUGGAGCUCCUUUCAAAUUCAAUGCCAAGUUAGGAGAGCUACAUAAAGGUUACAUUUACGGAGUAGGGUUUUCGCCGGACGGAAACCACCUCGUAAGUGUCGGAGCGGAUCGCAAAAUUCAAUUAUAUGACGGAAAGACUGGUGAUACCAAGGCAAGCUUUGGAGAAGGAGAGCAUACAGGAAGUAUAUUCAGUGUCUCAUGGGCGAAAGACUCGAAGAGAUUGGUUACAGCCAGCGCUGACCAGACUGUCAAGCUAUGGGAUGUCGAAGCUGGUAAGGCUGUUCAAACUUGGAGAUUUGGUGGGGAAGGAAAUGUAAGCAUUCCUGAUCACCAGGUUGGUGUUGUCUGGCCUUCUCGCAGCGACGGAAUGAUCAUCAGUUUGAACUUGGCUGGAGAUCUAAAUUAUUUAUCUGAAGGAACGGAUAAACCAACAAAGAUUGUCCAAGGACAUGGCAAAGCUAUUACAGCUAUUGGCUCAGCACACACGGAGAAAGGUCAAACAUUGUGGACAGGUAGUUUCGAUGGUCGAGUCGUCUCCUGGGAUGUCGGCACUGGUGUUGGCUCGGCUACUGAAGGUUCUUCGCAUACCAAUCAAGUAUCUAGUUGGGCCAGCGCUGGAGAUAAAUCUUAUAGUGUUGCCUGGGAUGAUACUUUACGAACUAUUGACGUUCCUCAAAACACUUUCGUUGGUGAGGCAGCUAAGUUGAAUGGUCAACCUAAAGGAGUAGCAGCUGUGGACGACAAAUUGUAUGUUGCUACUACAAACGGCAUCGAUAUCUUCUCUGGAGGUAGCCUCGUGAAUACCGUGGCAACCAAGGACUUCACACCAACAUCUAUUACAGCAAACGGAGACAUUGUAGCGGUAGGAGAUGAUCGCAAUGUUGUACAUGUAUACAACGUUGAUGGAAACAAUUUAUCUCCCAAAACAGAACUUACAAAAUCUCUAGCUGUAAUCUCCGCAUUGGAAUUUUCACCUAGUGGAGAUCUUCUUGCGGUAGGAAAUUCAUCAGGCAAGAUUCAUGUUUAUGAUACAUCAAAUUGGGAGAUCAAGACGGAUAGAUGGGGUGGCCACACGGCAAGAAUAACCAGCAUUGAUUGGAAUGAAGCUGGAACCCAUGCCGUGAGUGGCAGUCUUGAUACGAAUGUUUUCGUUUGGAGUCUUGCGUCGCCAGGAAAGAGAGUCAAAGCUCCCAAUGCGCAUAAAGAUGGUGUUACCGGUGUUCGUUGGGUUGAUGGUGGAAAGAAAGUCGCUUCUGUAGGUGGAGAUGCUUCUUUGAAGGUUUGGGAUGUUGCUGGGUUAGCUUAA